Molecule: messenger RNA, 1734 nt
Organism: Rhincodon typus (whale shark)
Lineage: Eukaryota; Metazoa; Chordata; Chondrichthyes; Orectolobiformes; Rhincodontidae
Product: gap junction alpha-3 protein-like
Exons: 3
Coding region: 294-1370 (358 amino acids)
Biological process (GO): cell communication
Cellular component (GO): connexin complex
Source: RefSeq, a predicted model, not a curated record
UAGAAAGGGCUGCGAGCUGGGACAACGCUGCCGUUGGCUGUUGUCACUCACUCACUUCCCAACUUUUCUCUGUGAAGAGUUCGAGUUCGGACCGGGCAUUAUCAGUCAACAGCCGGCAGACAGCUCCUUAAGUUGAACCUCGAGGACAAAGGAUCGAUGAGAUUCGAGAAAUAAUUGUCAAGUAGCCGGGGAAGUACAAGGGAAAUCUGGCUGUGAGAUCGAUCCAAGUGAUCUGAUCGGGAUAAAACCAGCCUGUGAUAACAAGGUAACAAAGUGGCUAAACACAGGAAAGAAUGGGAGACUGGAGUAUCUUGCAGAACCUGUUGGAAAGUGCUCAGCAACACUCCACUGUGGUAGGGAAGGUGUGGUUAACGUGUCUCUUCAUCUUCCGCAUUCUGGUGCUGGGGACAGCCACCGAUAAAGUGUGGGGAGAUGAGCAGUCCUUCUUCACCUGUGACACCAAUCAGCCUGGCUGUCAGAAUGUCUGCUAUGACAGGAUCUUCCCCAUCUCCCACAUCCGCUUCUGGGUGCUGCAGAUCAUCUUUGUGUCCACCCCGACUCUGGUCUACCUGGGCCAUAUCUUCCACCUGGUGCGAAUGGAGGAGAAACGGAAGCAGAAAGAAAAAGAGAAGCUGAGCAUAUAUCUGGACGGAGACAAGGAGGCAUUGACACAGAAUGCAGAGAACGUUAAAUGCUCCUUGCUGGAUGAACAGGGCAAAAUUAGAAUGCAAGGAGCUCUUCUCCGUACAUAUUUGUUCAACAUUAUUUUCAAAACCAUUUUUGAAAUUGGCUUUAUUUUAGCCCAAUAUUACCUCUACGGCUUUGAGCUGAAACCUCUCUACAAGUGUAACUACCAACCUUGUACUAACCCCGUUGACUGCUAUAUCUCCCGUCCAACUGAAAAGACCAUUUUCAUCAUAUUCAUGCUGGUCAUGGCUUGCCUUUCACUAGUUUUGAACCUAAUUGAAGUAUGUCAUCUGGGAGUGAAGAAAUAUAGAGACAGGGUCAAGGAAAGUCAUGUCUCAAAGGCCACCUGUAAGCAAAAUGGGGGUCUCUCGCUUGCAGGAAUGCGGCCCUCUGCACCUAGUUACCAAUACCUUUCCAACCACAAUGGGCCACAGCUGUAUAAGAUGGCGUCAAGGUUCAGUGUCUCUCCCUUGACAGAAACAAAUUCUGUGACCCAGCCUUACAAUGGCAAUAUGGCAACAAAGCAAAACCAAGACAACUUUGCCAUGAUGGAUGACAAACAGGAGAGACAUGAGGAGACAAGCUCACUUCCCAGUAGCCAUGUUUCUGUGACCAACAAACGGAAGAAUAGUGACACAAGCAAGCAAAGCAAUCGAACCAGAUCUGAUGAUCUAGCAAUCUGAGUUUCUGGCUGCUUAAGUGAUGAACUGCUGACUAAAGAAAUCAUUCCACUUGAAUUUCAAAAGAAAAGCUCCCCCUAAAAUUUGAAUCUAGCCAUCAAUGGGAAAACUGUCAAAGUGCCAAAUUGACCAACAUGACAAAGUAGAUACAUAGCUCUUAUAUCAACACCAGAAUAAGGUGUCAGUUAUGUUUGAUUUAUAUGCAUUGCAUUGUUGACGUCAUUUGCUUCUUCCAUAUAAAAACACCAGUGUCAGUACAAAGGGAGCAAAAUUGCUCUUUGAAAAUAUUGAAGUUUCAGAAAUCCCCUGUUCCCUUAUUUUAUAAGUUGGAAAGUCCGAUAUUCUCCCUGUUUUCAUUAACAGAGAC